Molecule: messenger RNA, 3281 nt
Organism: Triplophysa rosa
Lineage: Eukaryota; Metazoa; Chordata; Actinopteri; Cypriniformes; Nemacheilidae
Product: GTPase IMAP family member 7-like
Exons: 3
Coding region: 260-1930 (556 amino acids)
Molecular function (GO): GTP binding
Source: RefSeq, a predicted model, not a curated record
UUUCAAGAAAGUUAGUGACCAAACAACACUGACCCCAUUGACUUCCAUUGUGAACACAAUUUCUCAAAAUAUCUUCUUUUGUGUUCCAGAAAAAAGAGUCAUAUACAGGUUUUGAGCAACAUGAGGGUGAAUAAAUGAUGACAGAAUUUUUUGUUGUUGAACUGUUCCUUUAAGUGACAGAAGUGACUUUCACUUUUGUGUGUUCAGUAAACACUGCAGGCAGACGCCCAUAGCAACAGCAGGAGAUUUUACUGCAGCUAUGGCAUCAAUAUAUAAAGAUGCUGAAGAAUCACCUGCUUUCCAGAACUUGAGGAUUGUGUUACUGGGAGCGUCUGGUGUUGGAAAGAGUACAACCGCUAAUGCAAUUCUGGGCAGAGAAGCAUUUAAAGAGACAAGAACCAGAGUGAGUGAAGUACAGAGAGGAAGAGCAGAAGAUAGAAACAUCUCAGUUAUUGACACGCCAGGAUUCUUCAGCACUGAACUGACUGAUGAAGAUCUACAGAAUGAAAUGAUGAAGAGUCUUUCUCUCUCUCAUCCUGGUCCUCAUGUCUUCCUGGUGAUCAUACACCUGCAGAAGAUCACAGAGGUUGACAGAAACCUUGUGAAACAAAUUCAAGAGACAUUUGGAGAAGAAUCUUUGUUGUUUACCAUGAUUCUGUUCAUCGGGCGGGAAAACAUGUCCAGAAGAGAAUUCACUCAAUUUAUUGAAAAUGAAAAAACUGAAGAAAUGCUAACUUGUUUUAAAAGAUGCUAUCACGUGAUGAACAGUAAAAACGAAUGUGAUACCACUCAGAUUAAAAAGCUCUUGAAGAAUAUUGAUGUAAUGGUGAAGAGCAAUGGAGGAGAGCACUUCAUCACUGAGAUCUACCUAAAUAGACUUAGAGAAGAGAGGGAGAGAAAAAAACAAGAACAUUUAGAAGCAGAGCUGAAGAAGAUACGAGAGGAAGUGAAGGAAAAACAUGCAAUGGUGGAGAAAAAGAAAGAGGUGCUGACAAAAAGACAAGAGGAGCUGCAAGAACAGAAGAAUGAGUUCAAGAAAACACACGAGGAGCUAAGGAGGCUGGAGGAGGUGCGGGAAAGACGUCAUGAGUUGACAAAAAGAAAAGAAAUGAUGAAGGAAAUAGACAACAAUAUGAAGAAAAAACAAGAAGAGCUGACCAGAAGACAAGAUGAGGUGAGCAAAAGACACGAGGAGCUGAAGAAACGACAGGAGGAGCUGAGCCAAACAUAUGAAGAGAGAAAGAGACUGCUGCAAAAAAGCGUGACACGGGAACAAAGACACAUGUUGAGACCAAAUGUGAGGAUUGUGCUUCUGGGUAAAACUGGAUCAGGAAAGAGUUCAACAGGAAACACUAUACUGGGCAGAUAUGUGUUUGAAGCAGACCUUUGUGUAGAGAGUGUCACAACAGCAUGUGAAAAACAAGAAGCAGUGGUGGGUGGACGGGUCAUCUCGGUCAUUGACACUCCAGGAAUAUGUGACACAGGGUUUGACCGAGAAUUACAGUCUGAAAUAAGUAAGUGUGUAGAGAUGUCUGCUCCUGGUCCUCAUGUGUUUCUGCUGGUCAUCGGACUGGAUGAGAGAUUCACACAGGGCAUGAACACAGUGAAAUGGAUUCAAGAGAACUUUGGAGAAGACAUUGCACAUUACACCAUCAUUCUGUUCACUCACACUGAUGCACUGAGGUGUAAAUCAUUAGAUGAAUAUAUCACAAAGUGUUCAGUACUACAGAGAUUAAUUAAUAGCUGUAGUGGCAGAUAUCACACAUUCGAUAACAAUAAAAAUGACAGGACCAACCGCUCUCAGGUGACAGAACUGCUGGAGAAGAUUGAUGAGAUGGUGGAGAGUAACAGAGGAGAGCAUUACACUAAUGACAUGUUUCUAAAAGCCAGAAGGCGACAAGCAUUCACAUACAUGUGUGAAUUACAAUAAUGUUUAAGAAUGCAUCAUUAUAAUCUCAAGAAACAUUUCUCUGGCAAAACACACUUUCUAAACAUUUUUUUUAUUUAAAACCUUUCAUUAAAAGUAGUAUUUUUUCACUGAUAAAGACUUGGAAACAACAGCAGGCGGAAGACAAGGUGAUGUUUGUAUGAAGUAAUUUAUUAGUUUAUUAGUUGCAUUUCAAUGCUCAGUCUGACCUCAUCUUAUCUAGUGGUUUUAGAAACUACCACACCUCCAUACUCACCUCACCUGUCACCAUCUACUUUCUGUCACCAUAUCUGCUGCAAACAUAGUCUCAUGACAAUUCAUAAUUGAUUUUUUUCAAGGUGGCUAAUUUGUAUGAAUCUCAUUUCUGUGUUUUUGUGUGUAUUUGCCUUUGCACCAAUCACAAUGAUAGUUAGGGGUGGGGCUUCUGAAGAGGGCAGUGAAGUUUGUGGCUCACAAGAGGAUCUGGCAGGAGGCGGCAGUCCAUCAGGACCAGAACCUCAUACCACAAAAACAGCGUCUUUCCAAUCACAAUGCAUUGACAAAUAAACACUAUAGUCUCUUAUAGCACGUUGUUGUGGGGUUUAUAUACAACUCCGACUGCUAUAAUGCUCAUUUCAUUUCACAACUGUUCCAUUUUUAUAUUCUCGUUCUCGUUGCUGUAUUUUUAGUGUUAUUAAGAAUAUAUUUCACUUCGUUUUAAUGUUGUACCUUGAUGUCAUUGGUAUGCACCAAACCAGAAAAUGGGCAAUGUUAAAUGAACACCUCUUGUGUGCAAACGGCACAUACAUGUAGUGUUAUGUUCAAAUAUUAAUGUAGUGAAUUAAUUAGUGAAGUUCACUUUACAAAUGAUGAUUAAGCAUUUGUAAUGACGCCUGCUGCUAAUAAACUGUAAUACACAAGUACUUUCAAUCUUGAGAUUUCAGCUUACAUCUUUGUGUUUGGGGUUGUGGAAAGUGAGUGAGGUGAGGUGAGUCAACCUCAAUAACAAUGAGAACCAGGGCCCGUAUUUAUCAAGCUUCUGCGAAUUACUCACAAACAUUUAGUCGACUAGUUUUGCUUUACAUGCAAUGUUAUUUUCGGUAUAAAUCUUAUACAGUAAAUGCGUUAUUUAAGGAGACAUCCAAAACGUUCAGGGUGGGAAGGCACAUGGACUGGAGUGGUCUAAGGAACACAUUUUUUGCUAGCUGGGCAGCCAUUGGCUUCUUCUUUCUGCACCACUGGCCAGUUCUUGAUUAUCCUCCACUGGACCUGUCCCAACAAGCAAAAAAGUGUUCUUUAGACAUUCAUUAGACAUUUCCCAGCAGGCAAAAAUGUGUUCUUAGACCUUCCCACAAGAAAUGUUUUGGAUGUCUCC